GACACCCAGGGGCGUAGCGCGUAGCAGAGUUGUACAGGCUGCUGUUGUGUCCGCUGUGGCCAUGACAAUGUCCCUGAGCCCUGGUAUCCAUCCCUCCCAUCCCAGGGCUUGGCACCCUAUUCAGCUAAGCAGGCUGUGGCCAGGACAACUGCUGUGGCCUGCUCAGCUGCUGCCCAUAGGAAGCAAAUACUGAAAGGGUCUCAGAUCUCCCAGCCUGCAAGCUACCAAGGGACAAACGAUGGAGCCCCACAGUCUCCUUUCCCACUUAUACCCAUGUUGUGCCUUCUUGCCUGGGGGAUGCCUACGUGCUUGUCCGUGAGACACGAUCCAAGAAUCCAAAAGAGAUGAUGCCCCGAGGGUGUCCACUAGUCAUGGGAGUCUGUUUUCAGCACUAGCCAUAAGAGGGGGACUUGAGAAGAGUAGAACAGGGCAAGCAGAUGGCUUAGAACUUUUGUGUUCAACUCGGUGCCUUCCUAACCUGCCCUGGUGCCUACGUACGGAGUAACCUCAGUGAUUACUCCCAUGCAUGGUGCAGCCCCUGCUUGAACCCAAACAAGCUGUGAGAAUCUCUGACUGCCCCUGGGAGCGAGGAUGGUUUAUCUGACAGAGGACAGCCACAGGCUGUGUGUCCUCUCCCCAGUCAAGAUGUCAUCCCACACCCGUCCUUGUUGGGGGGAGGUGGGCCACGCUCCUCUGGAGCUCCUUCUCAGACCCUUGAGUGUUGCUGAUCCUGAAGCAGGUUCUGGUGGGAGGGUAUCUGCUGCCAGCCCUGCCUGGGUUCUCUUCGCUGCAGGUGACAUCACCAUGGAAGGACUGGACAAAGACAGGCAGCUGCAGACAGGCGAGAUUAUUAUCAUUGUGGCUGUGCUGCUCAUGUGGGCAGCGGUGAUCGCCCUCUUCUGCAGACAGUAUGACAUCAUCAAGGACAACGACUCCAACAACAACAAGGAAAAGACAAAGCCGUCUUCAGAGCACAGCACUCCAGAGCGACCGAGCGGAGGGCUGCUGCGGAGCAAGAAGAAGUCUCCCUCGGUCAAUAUAAUCGAGGUGUGAGUGCAGCACCAGCUCUGCAUCUGGAGUCCUGGGCGUCCUGUCAGAGCCAAAACAGGCCUUGGAAGAAGAGGCAGCACGAGGCACCCAGCCUGGACCUCUGCAUGCGAAGAUCCAUGUACCAGAACUUACGCUUUCCCGAGGGCGCCUGUCCGGGGGUGGGCAUGGAGCCAGCUCCCCGACGUGCAUGCAGUAUGCGGCCCUGCCCAUCCCGCAUGCCUGGCCUCGCUCCCCUGCCGCUGCAGAGCUUGGAGCUGAGAAAGGGUGGGGGGGCCACACCACCAGCCCACGGGGGCAAGCCCAGGGGAGCAGAGGGGCUGGCGCGCUGGCUCGAGGGGAGGCAACGUCCCCGUGCACUGGCUUGGCCAAAGUCCCGGGUGCGACCAUGUGCAGGCAGCCUGGAGCAGACCUCAGCCACCGUGUCUGGGCUCCCAGGGCUGCCUGUAGAGGGCGGGAGCUGCUCCCCUUUUGGCCCUGAGACCGAGGGGAUGGGGCAGUGCAGGCAUUUGCCCCAGCGCCCCCAGGGAAGUUGUGGAUGUGUGACAGGAGGGUUUGUCUGUGGGGCUGGGCCCAGCAAGCACAGCUGAAGAGUGGAUCCCUGCUGGAGAACAGGGCUCCACUGCACCCCAUCGUUGCCAUGCAGGGGCUUCAAGGCCUCUGCCUGCUGCAGGGGACAAAGACACAAACGCGCAAGAGGAGCGAGUGCUGGCACAGUGCCUGGCCGGCCUGCAGAGCGUGCAGCCGGGGCAGGGAGUGCUGGCAGGAGCCGUUCUGCAGGGCGCUGUCAGCCCCAUAGAGCUGUGGGAGCGGGCAGUGCCAGGGUUUCCUUCACUGGGCUCGGUCCUGAUGUGUUGGAGCUGUUUGCGGGGGAGCUGCUGAGCGCCCUGCGAGCAGUGCGAUUGCCUGCGCUGCCUGGAGGGGAUGGCGUGGUGAGGCCAGCAGGGCCUCAGCUGCGGAGCUCAUCACCACCCUGGGGUCAGCCCUAGCUUCAACAGCAUCGCAUUCCACUCUUGGCUCCUUCUGUCCUGCGGGGGCAUGGUCACUGCUGAUGCUUCCGCUCCUGGAGCUGGUCCCGUGGCCUGCACCAGGCUGGCUCAUGUGACACAGCCCAGAGCUGGUGGGCCACUGGCUCGCUGUUUUCUGUCCAGUCUUCCUGCUUGUGCACGGACGUGAGCCAUUGACCACCCUGGGGCAGGUGAAGAGGUGAUGUCUGGACUGUGCUUGUUUGCUCCCCAGAGCCUGCGGGCAGAAGCUGCUCACUGAGUUUCGGCACUGCUGUGUCCGAGGCUGAGGCCGGGCCCAGACGCACCCUCUUGCCGGCA
Molecule: messenger RNA, 2372 nt
Organism: Egretta garzetta (little egret)
Lineage: Eukaryota; Metazoa; Chordata; Aves; Pelecaniformes; Ardeidae
Gene: FNDC4
Product: fibronectin type III domain containing 4
Exons: 3
Coding region: 592-1053 (153 amino acids)
Molecular function (GO): protein binding
Source: RefSeq, a predicted model, not a curated record